Molecule: messenger RNA, 444 nt
Organism: Botrytis fragariae
Lineage: Eukaryota; Fungi; Ascomycota; Leotiomycetes; Helotiales; Sclerotiniaceae
Exons: 3
Coding region: 1-444 (147 amino acids)
Source: RefSeq, a predicted model, not a curated record
AUGCCAUUCAGCGAGCCUAACGAAAAUCAAAAACAAUAUAAUGCAAAUGUUGUUGAAGUAAACCCUUCCUGUUUGAAAGCCUAUUCGUCAUCGUUCCCAACCUUGUUGUUCCCAAACCCUAUGCCAUGUGGUAUAUCAAUUGUCAACGAAGUCUCAGAUAAGAAACAUAUCGUCAACUGUGUACCAGAUGCUGUGCGAUCAAGUCCCACCUUGAAAGCCGUCAAAUAUCCACCACGAUACCCGCCUAAAGCACUCGUCCCAAAUUCCGAAGCACAAUCUUUCAUAAUCCUCCUGCAUAUUCUCCUAUCUCCCCUGCAAAUUAAGUAUCCAUUCAAACAUUAUCCCCAUUCCCAAUUGAACAGACCAGAUGUGAAAAUCGAGCUGACCAUUUGUCCACACCAUUAUCUCACAACCCUGACCAACCUGGCAAGAUAUGAUUUAUAA